GUCGCUAAGUGCUCGACUCCCGAGCCUCCGGAUCGAGGUGCGCGCUCUCCAAAUUCCAGUGUUGUUUUGGAGUCUGUGCUGGUGAGAACUGUGUCUUCGGCUUUGCACCGUUGGACCUUAUAGCCUUUGGAGGAUCGCCAAAAAGAGCCCUGUGUGUGGAAUUGGGUGUCGCCGCUGAAAGGAUCUGUUGAGCUACGUGGGAAACGCAGAAGCCAAGGGAUCGUCGUUUCGUUUAACCACACCUGGGUUCAUCUGCGCGGGUCUCUCAAGUGUUUCGGAUUGCAUGAGAUUACCACAGCGCCGCAGAAGAUUGGAGAAGGAUGCUGCAGCUCGCCUUACAGAAAGUUAUAUUUUCAAGAAGAAACUGAGUGAGAUCUUCGCGACAACAUGAUGGAUUACGACACAGGCACAACGGAGGACAUGUACGACAACUUCACUCCCGAUUCAGUGAACUACACCAAUCUGAUUCCUCCUGCCGAAGUGAUCCCGAUGCUUCUGAACCUCACAAACCGGGGCCCGCCUAUCAAGUUCGCUCCACUCCUCGGGUAUGCCAUGCCAGCUCUGGUGGUAACCAUCAUCGCCAACACGUUCGUCGUUGUCGUUCUGGCGCAGAGGCACAUGCGCACUCCCACCAACAUAGUGCUUCUCGGAAUGGCCAUCUGCGACAUGAUGACGCUUCUUGUGCCGCCCUGGUACUUCUACAUUUACACACUCGGAAAUUACGCCCGCGUUCUCAGCCCUGCUUCCACCUGCUAUGCUUACAACAGCAUGAACGAAGUCAUUCCAAACUCCUUCCACACUGCUUCCGUUUGGUUGACCCUGGUCCUAGCGAGUCAACGGUACGUGUACGUCUGUAACCCGACAACAGCCGUGACCUGGUGCACAGUGCCUCGCGUGCUUCGGAGAGUGUGUUGGGUAAUGUUCAUAGCGUUCGCGCAUCAACUUCCCCGCUUCUUCGACACGACAUUCAUCAACGUGCGCUUCUGGUGGCAAAAUGAGGUCCCUGGGGGCUGCCUCAUGCUCGUGUCCGAUUGGGUGACGCACAUAUUCACCGCGAAAGUGUAUUUCAUUUUCUACUACGCUUUCAAGGUGAUCUUCGUGAUAUCGGGCCGUGCACCGUGCUCGUGUGCUGAAUAUACUGCUGUUAGAGCGCUUAAGAGAGCACAGGAGAAACGAGCGAGGCUCUUGAAAGAAAACCGCAAGAGCGAGUGCAAGAAACUUCGCGACAGCAACUGCACCACCAUGAUGCUCAUCGUCGUUGUCACUGUGUUCUUGGCCGUCGAAAUUCCGUUGGCUGUGACCAUUGUGCUGCAUGUGCUCAUCAACGCAACGGGUGUACAGUUUGUCUCCUAUUCCGUCCUCAAUGUUACCUUGCUCUUCACGAAUUUUUUCCUCAUGCUGAGUUAUCCUGUCAACUUUGCCAUCUACUGCGUGAGUAAACAAUUCCGUAAGAUCAAAGAUUUGUUCGUGGCUGGAGCCUUUACUACCAGAACCCAGAAUUCGACGCGGUAUUCGCUCGUGAACGGACCGAGAACCGUGACGAACGAGACAAUCCUUUGAAAGUAUUCCACAUAGCGCCUCGCCGCCUACGUCUGUACGUCAUUUGACGGGUGCAUCGCUUCCCUGUACUCCUAGUGUCCAAACGUCCGCGCUGUUGUACUGAUUCAGUGGCCUUAAGCACCCUGGUGUAACAACGUCGCGGUAACUCAUACUGAGCAGACUCCUCCGUAGGCACCGUUAUGUUAUUUUACAGGUAUUGACCACAUCUGUGUGUGUAGUAGUUCAGGUGUGUUACGCACUGAUGAGGGAAGCAUGUUGGCUUAUCGGUACAGUUGAAGACUCGAAAAGAAAGAAAGGAAAUACCCGGAGGACGUAUGAUGUGAGAAGCAGGCGUGACCAUGACUGAGGGGGUGACGUUACGUGCGAUUUGUGAUCAUCGUGAAGUCUACGGAGAAUGUAUAAAGUUGUCGUCUGAUGGUUGGUGUGCCUAAAGAGGACACAAAAACUGUUGUAAAAACCAUUUGUUGUAUUUCAUUGCUUGAAGCUAAGUAAGUGAGUGUAUUACCUCAGCGGCUUUCUGUUUUAGUAAGCAUGUUGAUUACACAGCCGAUAUUGCCCUUGUGCAAGUGAACAUCUCGUGAGGAUGAACACAGAGGCAGAAUGCGUAUCCCUAUUUCUAAAACGCGCAGCAAGUGUAAAACUCAUCUCUCGAAGUGCGGACGGGCGCAUAACCUUCUGGAUAGAAUUAUAGAUGAUUUAUUUGCGGAUUACCCAUCACUGUUGUAUUAUUUGAGAUAUACAACUACUAAACUGAUAAAUCAGUGAUUUUGAAGGCCGCCGCACUUACGACAUUGCCUCAACGGUGGCCAGUUAUGGCUGCCUUCGUCAAGGCGACGAAGCAAGCUUAGCAGAGCUAGCUAUAUCAUGGAGUUCUGCCGAGUUCGGGGCCCCUUCGUUACCUUAAUGAGCAUCCACGAUUGGCUAAGCCACCAGACUUAAAAACAUCAAGCAUGCUUUUGUUAUUAUAUUGCAAGAAAUUACAUUUGUGAUGUCUUAUGUAAACAGAGCACUAUCAUAUAUUCUAUUUAUCGAGAACAUGAUACCAAAAUAAAUCAUUACAAUGGUU
This is a messenger RNA of Ornithodoros turicata, 2626 nucleotides long. It is a transcript of the gene SPR, whose product is annotated as sex peptide receptor-like. NCBI's taxonomy places the organism in Eukaryota, Metazoa, Arthropoda, Arachnida, Ixodida, Argasidae. Gene Ontology annotation, biological process: G protein-coupled receptor signaling pathway. Gene Ontology annotation, cellular component: membrane. Gene Ontology annotation, molecular function: G protein-coupled peptide receptor activity. The record is from RefSeq and is a predicted model, not a curated record.